UGUUUCACCAUGGUUUCACGCAGUGAAGAGCCGUUUCCGUAGGCGAAAAUGAAUUUUGAAAGGGAAAAUUUGCAACUACCCGACUUGUAGCACUUAGCGACAAAGGAAACCCUUCCCGAUGUCUCAGAAAGAAACCCUCGUCGCUGUUGAAGAAAAAUUCGUCCUGGUCUAGUUUUUUAAAUGAUUUUCUUCCACCCCUUUUAAGUUCUGUACUCUGCAGGCGUACCGCAAAUCAUUUCACAGUUUCUUCUGUUUCUUUUUGUUUUUUGGAAUUGAAGCUGGCAAGUGUUGCAGUUAAUGUAAAUUACCGUUUGUAUGCCCAAGAUAAUUUUCUUCAUGUUCGUGGGAGGGCCAUAAAUGUUAUAUUUUAGAUUACCCGCACAGUAGGUAUCCCUUGGUUGGUGUGCUUUAUCAACAGUUCUUCCUUCAACUUGAUUUCUAGAAAAUGCCCACACUGCCACCGACUUGCAAAGAGAAAGAAUGUACAGGGACAAGCUCGCCACUCUGAAAAAGCAGUUGGCACAGCUCAAGGACGACACCCACCCCGAGUACGUCAAGCGGUUGCGCAAGAUUGAGCAACUCUACCAAGAGCGGCUUUUCAUGAACGAGGUCUUCCAAUGUCACGAGAUUGAGCGUGUGGAGCGAGAAUACAUCCAUGAGAAAAAAGCAGCUGUCCGGGAGUUUGAAGAGAAGAAGAUAGACCUGCGUGAAUCGCUCAUAAUGGAACUGGAAGAGAAACGACGUAUGGUGGAAUCGGAGAGGAGCACCAUUGAGCUCACCGGAGGUAGGCUUGCACCUUGCGGUUCCAGCUUGCCGUGGUGUGCAGAUUCCAUGGAGGUGAAGUCUGUGACAACGAGAAAACUACGCAGAAGACCAAAUGAUCCUCUUCCCAUGCCCGAAAAGAGGCGAAAGACUUCACCUACCCAGCUAAACUUCCUCUUGGACGAUGGUGAAAUACUUGACGACCUGAAGAUGCUGAACAAGGGGAAGACUCCGUCCCUUAACAAGAGAUUAGACUUUGAAGAAUACGGAAAUGUGGAUCAUGGCUCGCAUGCAAUUGAGGCCCGGAUAGAGGAUGGCAAGCUGUUCUAUGAGCGAAAAUGUUAUCAAAGAGGCCAGUCCGUCUGCGUGGAUUCAAAAGACAUGGGCCGUUUCUUCGGCGUCAUCUCAGCGGUGGGCACAUCAGAAUUGUGGGUUAAGAAAACCAGCGACAGCGGCAAAGUCAAGAUCCAUCUGUCUCAGCUUCUGAAAGGGAAGGUCAUCUUGCGGAGGAAGUCUGCGUGCUGACAUCACAUUUAGGCUCAGGCAGAACUUCAUGUACAUAGCACAUACCUUUACCAAGUCCAGUAAUAUUAAAACUCCAGUGUACAUUACCAUUUUAUGUAAA
Molecule: messenger RNA, 1387 nt
Organism: Dermacentor albipictus
Lineage: Eukaryota; Metazoa; Arthropoda; Arachnida; Ixodida; Ixodidae
Product: sin3 histone deacetylase corepressor complex component SDS3-like
Biological process (GO): negative regulation of transcription by RNA polymerase II
Cellular component (GO): Sin3-type complex
Molecular function (GO): histone deacetylase binding
Source: RefSeq, a predicted model, not a curated record